Molecule: messenger RNA, 711 nt
Organism: Physella acuta
Lineage: Eukaryota; Metazoa; Mollusca; Gastropoda; Physidae
Product: putative proline-rich protein 21
Source: RefSeq, a predicted model, not a curated record
AUGCCACUUCUGCCACCUUGCCACCUGCCACCCUGCCACUUCUGCCACCCUGCCACCCUGCCAUCCUGCCACCCUGCCACUUCUGCCACCCUGCCACCCUGCCACCCUGCCACCCUGCCACCCUGUCAUUUCUGCCACCCUACCACUUCUGCCACCCUGCCACUUCUGCCACCCUGCCAUCCUGCCACCCUGCCACUUCUGCCACCCUGUCAUUUCUGCCACCCUGCCACUUCUGCCACCUUGCCACCUGCCACCCUGCCACUUCUGCCACCCUGCCACCCUGCCACUUCUGCCACCCUGCCACUUCUGCCACCCUGCCACUUCUGCCACCCUGCCACUUCUGCCACCCUGCCAUCCUGCCACCCUGCCACUUCUGCCACCCUGUCAUUUCUGCCACCCUGCCACUUCUGCCACCCUGCCACUUCUGCCACCCUGCCACCCUGCCACUUCUGCCACCCUGCCACUUCUGCCACCCUGCCACCCUGCCACUUCUGCCACCCUGCCACCCUGCCACCCUGCCACCCUGCCACCAUGCCACCCUGCCACCCUGCCACUUCUGCCACCCUGCCACCCUGCCAUCUUGACACUUCUGCCACCCUGCCACCCUGCCACCCUGCCACUUCUGCCACCCUGCCAUCCUGCCAUCUUGACACUUCUGCCACCCUGCCACCCUGCCACUUCUGCCACUUAGAACAGCAGACGAUAAAAUAA